GAGAGGAAAAUUGGAAAUACAAGGAGCUGAAGAAGAGGGAAGAAAGCAUGGACAAUUUUCUUGAGACUUUUGAAGAGAUGAAGAAUCAGGAAUUGGAGCGAAAGGCCCAAAUAGAAACCAGCAUUGUUGCACUCCUGGAGCACUCAAGCAGGAAUGUGAAUCGUAUGAAACAAAUUUCAUCGGUUACCAAUCAAGAGCUGAAGAUUAUGCAGGAAGACCUCACUUUUAAAUCUAAUGAAAUGCAGAAAUCACAGAGCACUGCUAAGAAUCUGCUUACAGACAGUCAAAAACUGCAGAUGGACCUGCAGAAGAUGGAACUCUUGGAGGGCAAGAUGGUUGAUGAACUGGCUUCUCUUAAAGACAAAAUCGAACAAACAAAAACGGAGUUGGAGGUCUAUAAUAAUCUGCCAGCUCUGAAAGCGUCAGGAGAACAGAAGAAAAAGAAACUCCAAGAGGACAAAGAAAAAUUAACAAAACGUAGUCAUGCUUUCAAGAAAAUAAUGGAACACUUGAAUACAGAGUAUGAGACCCUAAAGAGAGAGCUGCAAGAGAAUGAGACACAUUCUCAGCUUACAAAUUUGGAGAGGAAGUGGCAGCACCAUGAGCAAAAUAACUUUAUGAUGAAGGAAUUCAUAGCAACAAAAAGUCAGGAGAGUGACUACCAGCCAAUAAUGAAGAACGUGAGAAAGCUGAUCACGGAAUACAACAAAGCUCUCAUAGAAGCUUUACAGAACACCAAGAACUGA
This is a messenger RNA of Eurypyga helias (sunbittern), 746 nucleotides long. Its product is annotated as intraflagellar transport protein 74 homolog. The record is from RefSeq and is a predicted model, not a curated record. Lineage: Eukaryota; Metazoa; Chordata; Aves; Eurypygiformes; Eurypygidae. Gene Ontology annotation, molecular function: beta-tubulin binding. Gene Ontology annotation, cellular component: centrosome; intraciliary transport particle B; cilium. Gene Ontology annotation, biological process: intraciliary transport involved in cilium assembly; cilium assembly. The annotation marks the transcript as partial. The transcript is spliced from 7 exons.